Molecule: messenger RNA, 2109 nt
Organism: Thermochaetoides thermophila DSM 1495
Lineage: Eukaryota; Fungi; Ascomycota; Sordariomycetes; Sordariales; Chaetomiaceae
Product: GTPase-activator protein for rho-like GTPases-like protein
Exons: 3
Coding region: 1-2109 (702 amino acids)
Biological process (GO): signal transduction; regulation of GTPase activity
Cellular component (GO): cytoplasm
Source: RefSeq, a predicted model, not a curated record
AUGCCUCGGAAACCUGCGCCGCAGCCGCUCGCUCUGGAGCACUCCGCCGUGCGCUCCAUCAGCAGCGACUCUCGCCCCGUGCCCGUGACCGAAACUGUUUCCAACCCCAAUUCAGCAUCCGACCAAGCAUCUCCCCGAUCCCCGCGAUCGCCUGUCCGUCGUGGCCAGAAAACUCCAGAUUCUACCGAAGAAGCGCCCCUGCAGCUUGCCAACGUCCUGCAUCAGUCAGAAACUUCGCCGCGAGAAAACCAGCGCCCGUAUCAACAGCAGCAGCAACAACAGCCGUCCCCAUCGCACAAGCCGGACCAGCUAUUCCACCAGCAGCAUCAGCAGCAGAAUCAGAUUGAGAGCCAACAGCAGCCAGAGCAACGCUCGCUGACUACUCCGCGAGGUCGCCCGCCCGGCCAACACCACCUGGGCCACAAAUCGCGGCACGACGAGGACAAAACGUCCAAGUCAGGCUUCUUUUUCAGCUUUGGAAAGUCUUCUAAGUCGUCAGACCGUGCCGCAGCCCAUCAGCAUACGAACUCUCGCGCCGACAUCAUGUCCAAAGACGCAGAUCGCCCAUCGCUCGCGAAGCAGAGCACUAAGGUCUCAGAUUCAGAGGUCCCAAGUCAGAGAUCGAAUACUCCUGGGCCGUCUCGGUCUGAAUUGUCUCUGGCUUCUUCGUCUACAGACAACACCGAUCUCCCCUCGAACCAUUCUGGUACCACAAAGAAAUCCAAGUCCAAACCGUUCAACUUGCUCAGCCGUUCGAGGUCAAUCAACAAAGAGAAAGACGGCAAAGAUGCCCCGAGUCCCAAAGAACAGCCUGAAGCGCCGACAAAAGGCUCCGAAUCCGACCGACUGCAGACAUCGGCAGCCCUAAAGACUGCACCACUUCAGACACAUGACCGUUCCUUUAGAGAAAUGAUGUCAUCGGCCGUUCGGCACCACUCUGCCGAUCGGUCUCAGGGCAGGGAUGGUGGGAAAGGAAGGGACAAGGAUCAAGAGAAGGAGCACAAAGACAAGAGUUUACAGAAAGAAGGAGUAGGCUCGUUCUUGAGCAGCAUUAAGCACAGCAAGGCGGCGAACUUUGUGAGUAGCAGGUUAUUCGGUACCAGUCUGACUCGUGAGCCGGCCCCGCCAAAGGAGCCAGAGGUAGAUGAUGAGCACUACGUGUUAAAGGUCAUCAACCUGCCUCUGGUCGAGCAAACACGCCUGACCCGGAUAUCCAAGCGACUUGAACAUUCGCGCGAUAAAACCGAGUUCUGGAUGCCAGCAUUCCCAUGGAGGGCCAUUGACUACCUGAACUACAAGGGGACGGACGUCGAAGGGCUGUACCGCGUGCCCGGGAGCGGGCCCCAGAUCAAGAAGUGGCAACGGAAGUUUGAUGAGGAGCUAGAUGUCGACUUGUUCGAACAGCCCGAUCUGUAUGACAUCAACAUCAUCGGUUCCAUGUUGAAGGCUUGGCUGCGAGAGCUCCCUGAUGAAAUCUUCCCCAAGGAGGCCCAAGAGAGAAUCGCAAGAGAAUGCGCCGGAUCCGAAACCGUCCCGGAGUUGCUCGUAGAGGAACUUUCGAACCUACCGCCGUUCAACUACUAUCUGCUGUUCGCCAUUACCUGCCAUCUCAGCUUGCUCCUAGCGCAUUCAGACAAGAACAAGAUGGAUUUCCGCAAUCUGUGCAUCUGCUUCCAGCCGUGCAUGAAAAUCGACUCCUUUUGCUUCAAAUUCCUGGUAUGCAACUGGCGCGAGUGUUGGAAAGGCUGCAAGAACGAGGCAAAGUAUAUCGAAGAGGAGUAUAGAUUGUUCGAACAGCCGCCACCGACGAGGGCAUUAAUUCCGCCGAAGCCAGAUGGUGAGGAAGAGAGGCAACAGCAACAGCCUCAACCAGCCCCGCCGCCGCGACAAGAGGAACGCAACCUUUCCUCGUCUGACAGCGGCCGGAGUGGGAAGAGUGGUAGCUCAGAGGGGAAGGGCAGAUUAAAGAAGAAGCUUUCCGAGGGCGAUGACACGGGCGCGGUGAAGACCACGACCCUGACUAUUGAUCCCGGUCGUGAAAUUACUACCAAGACAGGCGAGCUACGGCCACUCUCGCCAAUUAAGCCGCUGUCGCCGUUGAAUUUUUGA